Loxodonta africana (African savanna elephant) is the source of this 474-nucleotide messenger RNA. It is a transcript of the gene NPY, whose product is annotated as neuropeptide Y. The record is from RefSeq and is a predicted model, not a curated record. Gene Ontology annotation, molecular function: neuropeptide hormone activity; neuropeptide Y receptor binding. Gene Ontology annotation, cellular component: extracellular region. The transcript has 4 exons. Bases 63 to 356 code for a protein of 97 amino acids. Lineage: Eukaryota; Metazoa; Chordata; Mammalia; Proboscidea; Elephantidae. Gene Ontology annotation, biological process: neuropeptide signaling pathway; feeding behavior.
GCGAGCCCGACUGCAGAGCACUCACCGCCUGGCCACGCCCGACCGCCCGCCAGCCCGCCACCAUGCUGGGUAGCAAGCGACUGGGGCUGUCCGGACUGACCCUUGCCCUGUCCUUGCUCGUGUGCCUGGGCGCGCUGGUCGAGGCGUACCCCUCCAAGCCGGACAACCCCGGCGAGGACGCGCCGGCGGAGGACUUGGCCAGAUACUACUCGGCGCUGCGGCACUACAUCAACCUCAUCACCAGGCAGAGGUACGGAAAACGAUCUAGCCCUGAUACACUGAUUUCAGACCUCUUGAUGAGGGAGAGCACAGAAAACGUCCCCAGAACUAGGCUUGAAGAUCCUUCUAUGUGGUGAUGGGAAGUGAAACUUGCUCUCUGGUCUUUUCUUCUUUUGCAACCCAUAUUUCAUACUAUGAAACCAGAGUCUGCCCACCCUACCAAUGCAUGCAGCCACUGUGCUGAACUCUGCAGCA